Molecule: messenger RNA, 7353 nt
Organism: Epinephelus moara (kelp grouper)
Lineage: Eukaryota; Metazoa; Chordata; Actinopteri; Perciformes; Serranidae
Gene: taok2b
Product: TAO kinase 2b
Exons: 17
Coding region: 557-4366 (1269 amino acids)
Biological process (GO): protein phosphorylation
Molecular function (GO): ATP binding; protein kinase activity
Source: RefSeq, a predicted model, not a curated record
CCGCCCCGCUCCGCCAUCAUGAAGUCCUGAACAAAAACGGAUGAGAGUCGAGCAAAAUGGGGAUAACACGAACUGGAGAUGAAAUCCGCCGACAACACUAACGUAAUGACAGCACAAAGUGGAGCACGGAGCGGACCCGUGGAAAUUAAUGAAUCAGUUUCCCAUUGAAAACGUCCCAGGCCGCUCCUGGCGUUACGUUAUUUAGUUAGCAGUGUUGCUAACAGCAGCUAGAGCUAGCCUCUGAUUUUCUUUGGGAGACAGCUCAGCUACUAUAGCUGCUAGUUUAGCUGGCAGGCGUCAGUCAGCUAGCUGUCACUUUAAUUGACUGGCACCUCACUCAUGUCAAGUGGUGCAGACGUGCUAGCUGUCCAAUUGACUGGGAGCAUCAGGAUGGAGAGGGGUUUGAGUAAAAGCGUCGACAGGCAGAAUGUGGUUUGUUCGUGUUGAAUAGACACCAGUGCCGAGGAAAGGGGAGUGAGACCAAUAUUUUCCAGCCAGGCCGGUUAGCUAGCCCCCGAGCUAGCUACAGUGGAUCCCAAAAGCCACGGCGCUGGCCAUGCCGUCGAGUGUGCGGGCCGGGAGCCUGAAGGACCCGGAGGUGGCUGAGCUGUUCUUCAGGGAGGACCCUGAGAAGCUCUUCACAGAUCUGAGGGAGAUCGGCCAUGGGAGCUUCGGAGCUGUCUACUUCGCCCAUGACAUCCGCACCAAUGAGGUGGUGGCCAUCAAGAAGAUGUCCUAUAGUGGCAAACAGUCCAAUGAGAAAUGGCAGGAUAUCAUCAAGGAAGUGAAGUUCCUCCAGAAACUGCGCCACCCCAACACUGUUGAGUACCGUGGGUGCUACCUGAGAGAGCACACAGCAUGGCUGGUGAUGGAGUACUGCUUGGGCUCAGCUUCUGACCUCUUAGAAGUCCACAAGAAACCCCUCCAGGAAGUGGAAAUAGCUGCCAUAACCCAUGGUGCAUUGCAGGGAUUGGUGUAUCUUCACUCUCACAACAUGAUUCACAGGGAUGUGAAGGCAGGAAACAUCUUGUUAACAGAGCCAGGUCAGGUCAAGCUGGGAGACUUUGGCUCGGCCUCCAUUGUUGCCCCAGCCAACUCCUUCGUUGGAACACCUUACUGGAUGGCCCCUGAGGUGAUCCUGGCCAUGGAUGAGGGUCAGUACGAUGGGAAGGUGGAUGUGUGGUCACUUGGCAUUACCUGCAUAGAGCUGGCGGAAAGGAAGCCUCCUCUGUUCAACAUGAAUGCUAUGAGUGCCUUAUACCACAUCGCCCAGAACGAGAGCCCCGUGUUGCAGUCUAAUCACUGGUCGGAUUAUUUCCGCAAUUUUGUGGACUCCUGUUUGCAGAAGAUCGCCCAGGACAGACCUACCUCUGAUGUGCUGCUCAAGCACCAUUUCCUAUGCAGAGAGCGUCCGAUGACAGUUGUGAUGGACCUGAUCGCCCGCACCAAGGAUGCUGUCCGCGAGCUGGACAACCUUCAGUACCGCAAGAUGAAGAAAAUCCUCUUCCAUGAGGCGCACAACGGUCCCGCACCAGAAGGAGGCGAUGAGGAGGAGGAUGUGGAGCAGUAUAUGCUGCGCACCGGCACAGUCAACAGCAUGGAGAGCUCCCACUCUCUGCCAUCCAUGUCAAUCAGCGCCAGCUCCCAGAGUAGCUCGGUCAACAGCCUGGCGGAUGGCUCCGACGACAGCGGGGAGAUGGCCAUGAUGCAGGAGGGAGAGCACACCGUCACCUCCAACAGCUCCGUCUUGCACAAGCCCCUGAGCCAUGACAAUAUCUACGAUGAUCCCUAUCAGCCAGAGGUCGACUCACAAAGAGAAGCUUCGUCUGCCGGUGGCGGCGGGGGAGGCGGAGGAGGAGGAGGAAGGCGUCGUCGAGGCAGAGACCAUUUUGCCACCAUUAGGACGGCCUCGCUCGUCACCCGUCAGAUCCAGGAACAUGAGCAGGGCUCGGCCCUUAGAGAGCAGAUGUCUGGGUACAAGCGAAUGCGGCGGCAGCACCAGAAGCAGCUGAUGGGGCUGGAGAACAAGCUGAAGGCGGAGAUGGACGAGCACCAGCUGAGGUUGGACAAAGAGCUGGAGAAUCAGAGGAACAGCUUCUCAAUGGAGGGAGAGAAGCUCUCCAAGAAGCACCAGGCUAUCCUGGAGAAGGAGACAAAGGCAGUCCUGACUGAGGAGAAGAAGUUCCAGCAGCACAUACUUGGCCAGCAGAAGAAGGAGUUGACCGGUCUGCUGGAGUCCCAGAAGCGACAGUAUCGACAGCGCAAGGAGCAGCUUAAAGAGGAACUGAAUGAGAACCAGUCAACACCAAAGCGGGAGAAACAGGAGUGGCUGGUGCAUCAGAAGGAGUGUCUGCAGCAGCUGCAGGCGGAGGAGGAAGCAGGCCUGCUGCGGCGACAGAGGCAGUAUUAUGAGCUACAGUGUCGUCAGUACAAGAGGAAGAUGCUGCUGGCACGCCACAACCUGGAGCAGGACCUGCUCCGAGAGGUACCGGUUUUACAUCAGACUGGUGUGUCGAUGUCGGAUCAACAAGAACUGAACAAGAAGCAGACUCUGAAGGACUUGGAGUGCGCGAUGCUCCUCCGUCACCACGAGUCCACCCAGGAGCUGGAGUUCCGCCAGCUGGGUUUGGUGCAGCGCACGCGGGCCGACCUGAUCCGCACGCAGCACCAGACGGAGCUCACCAACCAGAUGGAGUAUAACAAGAGGCGUGAGCAGGAGCUGCGUCAGAAGCACGCCGUGGAGGUGCGCCAACAGCCCAAGAGCCUCAAAGUGAGUGAGAGCACCCAGAGCCUGGGGUCUCCUGAGGAGGGAGAGGGCCAGACACCAGAGGGGCCGAGCGGCAGCUGGGACAGCGAGGCAGGGGUGGCAGGCGUAGAGGUGGAGGACGAGAGGGAUGGUGUGGUAGAAAAGACGAGGGAGGGGGUGGAUAAGGGGCUGUAUGAUGUUGAGGAUGAGCUUGAUGGAGCGGUAUUUGAAGAUGACGUUUAUAGGGAGGUAGAGAAGGAGGAGGGUGUGAGUGUCCCUGUGGUUGAAGGGAAAGAUGAGUUAAAUGGCGACGAUAAGCCAAAGAGAGAUGAUGAGAAGGAGGAGUGGAAAAUCAGUGGAGAGGGAGCAGAGGAGAGGGAAGUAGAGGGAGUGCAGUGGGAGUACGUGGAGGAUCACAGUAAACCUGCACAUGUAGACACUGAUGAAGAAGAAGAGGGCAGGGGCGUGGCCGACGGUUGUCCCUCUGAGUUUAUCUCAUCCCUGACCCCAGAAAAAAGACGACUCCGUGAGCGAGAGCUCGAUGAGCUGUCUGAGUUUUAUUUCCCCGAUGCUCCAGAGGAGCUGGAGCCCAUUUCUCCUCCUCCUCCUGCUCCCCCCGCCCAGACUUCUUUACCUUCACUCUUCUCUCAUGCCAUCUGCCUCCUCCUCUCUCUUUCUGCUGCUGCCCAGCCCUCCAAUCUCACUCUGCUGCUGCUCUCCAUCUUCCUCCUCUCCCUCCGCCGCUCACCUCCUCUGCCCUCAGUGGCCUCUGUUCUCCUCUCUGCCGAGCUCGCCUUCCUGGCACUCUUCUUCUCAUAUCUCUUCCUGCGCUCAUGCUGCUCUUUGUCUCUCUCCACCUACCUGUCGCUCAGCCUCUGGGUCAGCGGCCUCUUCAGUUUAGGCCUCUCCUUCAGUUUGGGGAUUUAUUACAUUCCCAUGAUAUUGAUUUCAGCCUCCUUCCUCAGCUCUCCCUCCCUCUUCCUGUCUCUCUACUUGGUGGUGGUGCUGAUUGUCAGGCCGGCCCGCGACUUCCUCCAGCACGCACCUCGCAAAGUCAACCGCCUCUGCAUGCGCGUCCUUUUCCGCCUGCCUCGACCCCUGUUCGCCAUGUGCCAGUCAGUCCUGGGCGGCAUGGCUGAGCGAAACCUCUAUGAGAUGUUUCCCAAAGCGGGGCGCAACUGGGGCGGGCGCCAGUCCAAAAUCCCAGUCCCCCUAAAGAGCUUACCUUUGGAGUAUCAGGCUCGCUGCAGGAACACCUCCCCCCUGGCCAAGGGGCUCCUCUGGGUGAGGCGUUUCGGCAGACGACCUCUCGGAGUCCUGGCAGACCUGGCUAACUCCGUAGUGCUAAAACUCGCCGGACAGCUCAUUAAAAAGCUGCCUCCCACUGUCCGGGUCAAACUCCAAACUCUGGGCCUCUUAAAGAAGACGAGCCCGAGCAGGCUGCCGCAACUGCUGCCCCGGGAGGUCAGAGAGAGGAGGGAGAGGGAGAGGAGGGGGAGAGAGAGGGAGAGGAAGAGGAGGCAAGAGAGGGUGUUCCGUGAGGAGGUGAGGUGGGAGUGUGGGUUGAGACGAACUGCAUCUGGGAGGUUCGUCAGGGGGAAAAUUCGGCCGUGGAGAUAGAAAGAGAGUGAGACAAAUCGAAGUAAAGAAACUUGUGCUGGUUUUAUGUGAGUGAGUGUGUGAGCGUGAUCGCGCUCAUGUUCCAUUGUUGAACCAUUGUUUGUGUGUCUUUUUGAUUUGGGCCCAAUAACUCCCAAACUGGUUUUUGGUCACAUUUCCUAAAGAUGAGACAUAUUUUACCCUGCACACACACAUCUGUGUGUGCUGGCUGAAAGUGAUUUUGGCUGUUGAAUUCAAACAUGCACAUGUUUAUGUGCAUACAAGCCAUACUGUUGAACCAGCGGGACCUGUAGACGUAAACAUGCAGCUGAACCCGCGGUUACUGCACCAAACCCAGUGAAGUUUUCAUUAUUGUGCUUUUUGUAAAAGUUCCUUAAAGUUUUUUAUUUUAUUUUAUUUUAUUUUAUUUUUAUUAUUUUGCUCUUAAUUUGUAAGACAAAUAUUUUUAUGGUUAUUUUUAAGACCGUUUUUUGUGCAAUCUUUUCUUUAUGGUGGUCUUAUUUCAAGAGGUGCGCUGGUAUCUCAGUGCUUAGAACAAAUAUUUACAGUGUUGCAUAGCGUCUUGGCUAUAAUUUCACUCCCUAAAGAUUAAAACUGUGAAAAAAAAACAAAAAAAACCGAAUGAUUUCACUAACAUCACCCUGAACACUAGUUCUCAGUCGAUAUAAGAGUGCAAUAAACAGCUGAACCGAAAUAUCUGGGACCACUUUAGGUCAUUUGAUAUCAUCAUUAGUCCAAGAGGAAAACAGUUAACUAAAGGUCUUACAAUAUAGGAUUUAAAAUAUAAAGUAAGGGGCCAUUUAGCUGGAACAAGCCGGUCCAGCUCAUCGUUUCAUGUUGACACAUGAUUUACAGCUGGUGAAAUCAUUAUCUGUCAGAUUCUAGUUAGAUAUACUAUUUUUAUUGCGCUUUAUGCAAUGAUCUUGUUAUGAUUUACCAUGUAAACAUAUAGAUACCCUCCCCUCCCCUACCCUUGUGUGUUGUCACAACUGCUUGCACAGAUGCUGAUAGUCUCUUGUGAAGUGACGUAUCCUAAAUUUAUAGUAGAAACAUAAGGAAGCAGGAUAUACUCUGGAGUUGUGGAAGUAUAAUAUAAUAAAAACCUAUUUAAUAUUUCAGCGUAGUUUAAUUUAUAUGAAGCCAUACAGACAAUCUUUUGAGACAUGCAAUCGUAGAAAUUAAAGUCCAAAGAUUGAUGCAACUACUGAAUGUGAAAGAUUGAGCAUCGCAUGAAAAGAAGAUAAUCAGUAAUUUUGCACUGUCCCAAAGACCAUUUAAAAGAUACCAAAUGAGGGAGAACAGAUCACUUCAGUGUAGGGCAGGUAUUUUAAUCAUUAAGUAAUCUGCCAGUUAUUUUUUCAAUUAAACAUUUAGCCUAUGAAACGUCAAAAAAUAUUGAAAAAAUGCCCGUCGCAGCUUUCCAGACCUUGAAGCUGGGCUCAGACUGCAGGAGAUGAUUUAUCCCCGAUACUACACUCCCGACAAUCCAAGGAGAAAUCCUGCUCUGGGACCUUGGUCGCUACCGAUGUUAGGUGCAGAUUUUCUGGUGAUGUGAGGGGUUACGGAUCCAGUCAAAAGCCUUGUGAACUGCUCACAGAUAUUUUCAAACAUGUUAUGAUUUAAAGUCUGGAUGAUUGGGGUUACAAAUAUGUCAGUACGGAGGAGGUGAUGGUGUUGCAACAGGAAACAUUCUAGCCCCUUUUGGCUAACUCUAGCUAGCAUAUUACUGUAAAACUACUUAAAAUCCCACCUCCAGUUCAGUGUUCAGUGUUGACUGCGUCUCCCCAUCAUUUUCUCAUCCAGACUCGUAUAGUCAUCUGCUUUGUUAACAUUACACCUACCUGUCACUACACGUCACUCCCUGUUCAGUUUAAAUCUGCUCCUCGGAUCACGUGAGGUGAUGUGUUCAUGCUCCACGAUAAUCUUUAUAUCCUGUAGUGUGUGCACUGCCAUUUGUAAAACCUAGUAGUGUGAACAUGUUAGAGAGUAGAUAGAAGAACAUAUGUUAAGUUUCUCCUUGCGUGCGUGAUGCAACCUGAUUUCAAAGCUCCUGUAGUCCGAGCCCAGCUUCAGGUGAUGUCCUCCAGUGUCUUAUUUUGUUUGACCAAAACUCCCAAACCCAAAGAUAUUAAGUUUACACUGAUAUGUGGCAGGGAAAAUCAACAAAUCAUAUGAUGUGAGGAGCUGGAACCAAAAAAUAUUUGGCAUUUUUUCACUAUUUUUGCUUGAAAAAUAGCUGAAACAAUUAAUCUGUCAAUCGAUUAAUCGUGUCAGCGUUACUUCAGUCGGACCAAAACGUGACACUUAAAAGCGCCGUUUUUAUGUCAUGCUCUCGCAAUUUUGACUCCAAAAAACUCUGAUGUUUACAUUUAAUUGAAUGAAGUCGGAUAAACUCAAGUUUAGGAGAGAAAUUGUGCAUAUUUGUGAGGGAAAUCUGGUCGAGGUGAGUAAAAUGCUUCUAAAUGCUGAUAAUGUAGGAAACAGAAGGACGACAUUUGAGCCAUUUACAUGGAGGAAUAUAACUGAAUAGGAAAGCUCAGUCUUAGCUGUAUUUGACCCAGAGGGGGGGAGAACAAAAAUAAAGUCAGGCACUUGUGUCAGUGACCUGCGUUUGGGAAAUCUCGCUUUAAAAAGUCAUUUCACAACAACAAUUGUUUUAUUUGAAUGUAACUUAUUUGCCAUUGAUUUUCAUUUGUGCUCCAGUAUCAGUUAUCUCCUGUUCCUCUGUGUAUGUUUACAUGUUUGUAUUCUGUUUUUGUUGUGACACCGUUUCCACAGAGUUAUGUCACCUUUUUUUAUAUUUUAUUUAUGCAGUAUUUAUCAGACUGCAUCCUGUUUGGCAGCCAUUUUGUUCUCCUUUUAUUCUCAUUUUAGCUGCAUGAGUGUUGGCGUACUGUACGGCUGUGUGCUCGCAAGCAUAGAAAAAAUAUUUUGUCAUACUUCCAAUAUUUUUUUUUUCUUUACACAAAAAAAUAAAUUAUUUUGUG